AACAGCCGAUGUUUGCUUAUUUUUUGGCCGCGGCGGAAUUUGUUCGAGUGUGUGUGAGUGUGUGUUUGUGAGGAAGAGAGAAAAAUUAUGCCAUUAUGGCUCAGUAGCAGUGUGGUAUCGAAUCGCGAGUGAGCGCGGAACGCGAGGAGCUUCUCGAGGCGAAAUUUGAACGAUUUUUUUUUCGAGUUCGCGGCGCUGAUAGAGUCACACGGGAUAUUGCAAUCAAAACACCGAUCGAACUAUGUGUGCAGUGUGUUUACAGGUUGAAUUUCUCACUGCUGAUAGUGCUGGCGAGUUUUGUACCAACGAGCAGUAGUGAUUGAACGGAACACACAAGUUCAGUGAGGCAACUAAUUGAUUUUGAUGAAUCAGCAACGACAAAGUGGAACAUUUCAUGGUCAUUGAGAAGUGUGUGUGGGAGAUCGCCGUGUGCGAGGGUUGAAAUCAGCAAAUUCGUCGAGUUUCUCAAAUAUUUGAGAAUAAAGUCAAAAUCAGUUCAAUAGCGACAAGAAACACAAAUUCUGAAAAAAAAAAGCUCGGUAUCAACCGUAACACGCAAAUAGUGCCCUACCCGUACCUAAUGAAUGUUAUGUACUCAGAGUGCAGCAAGCAAGCAAGUUUUCUAAAUUGGCCGAUGAUGAUGUAUCAACAGCAGUAGCAGCGGCAGAAACGACGUGCAAAUUUGCUCAAGUAAUUUUGCCAACAGCUCGAAACACAGAAACAGUGCGAACUUGGAAGUGAACGAAACGAAGCAAACGAGUCGAGAUUGGUAAAGUGGAAAAGUUAAAAACAACACACACAAAAAAGCUACGAAAAAUCAGUGGAUAUGUGAAAUCUGAGCAUCGGGAAUUUUUCUAGGAAGAAACUCAAAGUGCUUCUAUUUGGAUAAACGAUAAAAUGGAUGCAACCGUUAAACAGUACGUGAUUGGCACAAACUGUGCCAAAAGGAGGAGACUGUGAAGCUACCGUGAUGAUGGAUUACAUUUCUCAGUAACUGGACAAAGAAAUCCGAGAACUUCAGAGCAGUCUGGUUCAGGAGUCACCUGGAAAGGAUCGAUUACCGGCGUCGGCCCACAACAAAAACUACCCCCAGCGCACGAUGGAGAUAACGCUGUCGGUCGACGAGGAAAGCGCCCUAACGCUGUACGAAGAGCUCGAGCAAACCGACACGCUCAACACGCUGAACCUGAACGUCGACUGCUGCUGCGGCCUGAUGCGAUCGUCGCCCUUCCACCAGCCAAAGUCCAAAUCCAGCUCGCGGGAACGGCUCCGGGCCGGCGGGGAUUCCGGCGUACCCAGCGAAGACGAUGAUGACGACGACCCGUGCAUUUCGCGGAGUUCACCCGAGUGCCACGGGACGGAGUGUGACCACGGUGCGGAAGGUGGCCACGAUCACUUUCACCUGCGAGCCGGCAGUAGUAGUUCGGGGGACUUUCGGAGUAAAUCGAGCCUGAGAAAUGACCGGUACAAGUGUUUUGGGCUGCUGGAGUCGAACAUCCUGAGCAGUUUCCAGCUGCAGAACUUCAGGCGGAAGAACGGAAGCGAGUACGAUUCGGCCAACUCGUCGGGCCAGACCAGCUACAGCUCGACGGCGUCCAGCAUGAUCGAGGACAUUGCGGACAAAAUCGAGGAUAUUGGGAAGCUGGACACGAACAUCCAUUCGCUGAUGUACAAAUCGGUCGAAGUGCAUAAAGAUAUUGUGUCGCUGGAGGCCACCACGAACCGGCUAAUAGCCGACACGCGCAAGCUGUCCGAUGACCUUGAGGACGUCCGCUACCUGGACGAUCUGAUAACGCUUCUGAACGGCGACAUCGGACCCGUAAUUCACCGCGAGUGGCCAUACCAAAUCCUGUUCGACACGCCGAUAGAAAUAGGCACGCCGGUUACGUGAGUGCCGAGGCCGAAACUGCUUGAGGUUGUUUGUGUACAUAAAACCGUAAUCGAUUCCCAGAAAGCAUUGUCGGGUGAAAGCAAUCGAGUAGUUAGUAUUCAAUAUUGUUGGAGGAGACUUAUUUAAAAACAGCUUAGAUUAAAUUGUUGCAGAGUUACCACAGUGAGUUGUGAAUGAGCAGGUUAUUUUAAAUACUAUUAAUUUCCUAAAUACACACACACGAUACACUUGCA
This is a messenger RNA of Culex pipiens pallens (northern house mosquito), 2124 nucleotides long. RefSeq lists its product as uncharacterized. The record is from RefSeq and is a predicted model, not a curated record. The coding region runs from base 1100 to 1891 and encodes 263 amino acids. Lineage: Eukaryota; Metazoa; Arthropoda; Insecta; Diptera; Culicidae. The transcript has 3 exons.